Molecule: messenger RNA, 1089 nt
Organism: Salvia miltiorrhiza (redroot sage)
Lineage: Eukaryota; Viridiplantae; Streptophyta; Magnoliopsida; Lamiales; Lamiaceae
Exons: 2
Coding region: 1-1089 (362 amino acids)
Source: RefSeq, a predicted model, not a curated record
AUGACUCCGACCAGCACAGCCUCUCCCACCCUUCCGAAGGUCUCCACCAAUUUUGAUCCACCUAUGCCACGAAAGCAAACUUCCAGCACUGUUAAGGAUAACACUAGGGUUUCUGAAAACCCUAAAGCAGCCAUGACACCUUCGAAGAUACAUACGAUUGUGGAGGCUACUGAUGUCGCCGGAACUUCCUCCACGACUGACAAUCCUACGUCGACUCUUAAACCAACAUAUGUUGCUGUUAUGGGUCCACGUCCGGCACGCAAACCAGAUAUUCCAGCGCAUACUUUUUUCACGUUAAAACCAGAGCAGCAAGGGAAUGAGGUUGCUUUUAAUAUCCCUUCGUCGCUGUACCAGAAGCAGGUUUCUGAAUUUCAACACGCCCUCAUUGGACGGCUUCUUUUGCGCAAAGGGGAUAAGCCGAGGCCAAACUUGGUGCUCAAGCAAGAGUUGCAGCAUACUUGGAAUAUUCAGAAGCCUUGGAGCCUUAUUCCCAUGGGAAAGGGAUACUUCACUCUAAAAUUCUCAUGCGAGGAAGACAAAAUCAAGAUGUUUGAUCCUUAUAGGGAAAUUUCAUCGCUUUGCCAUGUGUGGGUCAGAAUCUAUUAUCUUCCUGUAGAAUGCUGGUAUCCGGAGAUUAUCACGGGAAUCGCACGGCAUAUCUGUCUUCCGUUAAAACUGGACGCUGCCUCUGCUUAUGGGGAAUUUGGCCAUUUCGCUAGAAUUCUUAUAGAAGUCGAUCUAGCUUUACCUCUCCCUGAGACUCUCUUAAUCAACUGUGAUGAAGGAUCUUUUUACGUGGAGUUUAGUUAUGAACAGCUGCCCCUUUUCUGCUCCCGAUGCAAGAUUACGGGCCAUACUAUAUCUAAAUGUAAGAAAGGAGAAACCAAGGAACAUGGCGAUAAAGCUACUAUUGUCAGGAAUAAUGAAAAGGAGAAUAAGAAGGCAAAGCAACAACAAGUUAAGAAAGACAAUCAGUGGAAGGCCAAAGAUAUCGAAGUGGAGGGUCAGAAUAAUAAUUCUUUUGGUUGUUUAUCCCAGGGAUGCAGAGAUCAACAGGAUCACGAUGACAUAUAUGGUCCGGAUUUUUAA